CUUCCCUGCCAGCAGCUUUUUGUCGGGGGUUGCUAGCUACAUGCUACUGCUACCUAGCUAGCAAGCAUUUCCUGCCUGUGACUGGACACAGCUAUGGACAUCGACGCGUUGUUAGAGGCGUUUCAAGAUUUUGAGAAGACAGGCAAGAAAGAGACCUGUCCUGAACUAGAGCACUUCUUGUGUCAUGUUGCCAAGACAGGCCAGCCAAUGAUCUCGUGGUCACAGUUCAAAACGUACUUUGUGUUUAAGUUGGAAAAAGUCAUGGACGAUUUCCACGCUUCUACACCAGAACAGAGAGCGCCACACAAUCCCAAUGUGGACUAUGUUCCCUACGAAGAGAUGAAGACGAGGAUCCUCAAAAUAGUGGAUGGUUACAAUGGAAUCCCGUUCACCAUCCAACGUCUGUGUGAACUCCUCACGGACCCCAAGCGCAACUAUACAGGAACAGAAAAGUUUCUCAUGGGUUUAGAGAAGAACGUAAUGGUGGUCAGCUGUGUGUACCCCACAUCAGAGAAAAAUGGGGCAUCCAGUGUAAACAGAAUGAAUGGAGUGAUGUUUCCUGGUAACUCUUCUCUAUAUUCAGACAGCCGAAAUGUAAACGGGCCCGACACACCAAAACCGCUCAACAGACCGAAGCUGUCAUUGUCGGCUUCUCUUUCCAGCAACGGGCUCCCUGACUGUGCAGUUAGUAAAGAGCCAGAGCCGACCACAGAGGAGGUAGAGGAGCACCAUGUCAGUGAUUCCUCGCCAGCAGAGGGUGAAAUUACUCCGAACAGCAGGACAAAGAACAAACACCCUGCGGAGGAAGAGGAGGAGGAGGAGGAGGAGGAGGAGGAUUCUGGGACUGGCAGGCACCAGGUCAAGAGGCUCAAGUUUGACGAAAAAGAAGAGGAUGAAACAGAAAGUGAAGAAAACGAGUCGUCUUGUAGUAAAGGGUCAGAGAGCUCGCCGGAGACGUCGCAGUCCUCGGAAGACUCCUGUGGCCAAGAGUACAAAAGUGGAGCAUCUUGUGAAACAAAUUCUUCUGCAGAGGAUCAUGAGCCUAGUUGCACACAGACGGAAGCAUCUGAAAUGGAUGAGGACUCGUCAGAGAGGGGGGAUGUCCACGGUGUGGAGAAGGACAGCACUGUGGAUCAAGCUGAGCAGCCUGCUCCAUCAGAGAAGAGUACAAGCUUUGAGCAGGAGAAUGGGGAGAGCAGCAGCAGCAGCAGCAGCAGUGACGGAGAAGGCGUACCCAGCGACAAGCACAUCCCCUCUUCAGGUAGUUCACCUGACUUGUCAACAGAGGGCGACGCUGACAGUUCAAACAGCACAAAGACUGCAAUCGAGCCAGGGGAACAUGACUAUCUUGAAGCCCAGUCUGCAAACUGACUUUUGAUUUUUACACUGUAUGAUACCGUAUUAUGGGUAUAUCUGUAGCACUGUGGACCUCUGGACUUCAGGACCAGGAGCGAUGUGAACCCUCAAGAUUCCUCACAAAAGGAUCUUUUUGUCCUUUUCAAUUUCAACUAUUCCAGUCCAAACAUCACCUGGUCUAAACUGGAAGGAAAUGAUUUAAAGAUUAUGGAGACUCAGCUUUUUUCACUGUUGACUAAAAAAAUUUUCUAAUCUUUUUUUCCCAGAUUUUUUAUAUGAACAAUAUAAUUUAACCUUGAUAACUAAUGUAUUCAGUAAUUUCAUUAUUCUUAAAUUAUUUGGCAUGCAUUUCCCAAAAGAUACAUUUGACAGUUUGAGCUGUGUUUUGGCCUAAUCAUCUCUCCUGUUGAAUGAGGACACAUGCCAUUAAGAAUGUGAAGACACUUCUGUUUGCUUUUUCUAUGACAGCUUCAAAUGUAUUUCUUAUUAACAUUCUAUUGCACUUGUUUGCAUUUAACCCUUGAAGGAUGUGGAAUAUGUCACCGUUUUGCUUUGUCACUGUAUAAAGCCAAUAUUAACACACAUUAUUGCCAGUAGUAACCAGUUUGGUUAGAUAGAAUAUUAGUUUUGCUUACGGGAAGCCAUUUCUCUAUCAAAAUCUGUCAAAAUACCACAAGGUACUUUUACACUUUCUGUAUGUCAUACCUUAGUUGUACAAAUGUCCCUUUUGAUAGCUUGGAUUUUUACAGUACGCAUCUGUAAAUCAGUUUUUGUAGACUUGUAAUACAUGUCCACUGCCUUCAUAGAACUGAUAAUAGCUGGAAACUGAAUGCUUGAGCUUGUAUCAUAGUAUUCAUGGAAAGCAAUAAAUGCUAAAAAAUGUGAAGUGUAACAUGCUCAGUUAAUGUAAAUGUUUUUUUUUUCUUUUCACUUUUAUAUCUGAAGAACAAUGAGUGCCACUGAAUUAUGGGGAUCACCUUUUAGCCGUACUCCAGGUGUCACCCAUCAAUAUCUGUACGGGUGAUUCCACAACCCACAGAAAUUCCUCUUGUCUAACACUAAUUUCAAGACGGUACACGUCUGAAACUAAUUCAUGACAUAUGAACUAAAUGUUUGGUGCUAAUUGGCUAAUUUUUGCAUGCUUAAA
This is a messenger RNA of Anoplopoma fimbria (sablefish), 2503 nucleotides long. RefSeq names its product serine/threonine-protein phosphatase 4 regulatory subunit 2-like. Gene Ontology annotation, biological process: protein dephosphorylation. Gene Ontology annotation, molecular function: protein phosphatase regulator activity. Gene Ontology annotation, cellular component: protein phosphatase 4 complex; cytoplasm; nucleus. Bases 94 to 1371 code for a protein of 425 amino acids. Lineage: Eukaryota; Metazoa; Chordata; Actinopteri; Perciformes; Anoplopomatidae. The record is from RefSeq and is a predicted model, not a curated record. The transcript has 9 exons.